GUAUUUUUCAAACUGUUAUUGAAGUAAAGCUUAUGAUUUGAAAUUACUUCCUAGAUGGAGAGGAUGUAUUUUCAAACUGAUUUACAUCGAUAUUAUCGUUUUCAUGACUUUAUACGCAUUAAUCACUUUUGUAUACCGUUUCGCUCUGUCAGUUGAGUGGCAAAGAACCUUCGAAGAUGUUAUAAUAUUUACCAGGAGCUUUCAAGGUUUAAUUCCAGUUUCUUUCAUUCUUGGUUUCUAUAUCGAUAACGUCUUUACAAGGUUUUGGAGACUAUUCAUGACCAUCCCAUGGGUGCUUAAGUUCGCCAUUUCAAUUUCUGGGCAUCUUUCUGGAAACUCUGAACGUGCUCGUUUAAUGAGACGAACGUGCUUUCGGUACAUGAUGUCAAGCCUAAUAAUUACUUGUACACGUCUCAACUUAAUUGCCAAGAAGCGUUUCCCUACACCAGAAUUCUUCGUCGCGGCAGGAAUACUUACAGAAGAAGAAUUGGACAUAAUUAUGAGUGUUAGUCCCAUUCAUGUUCAACCGUUCGUUCCGAUAGUAUGGACUACUUCCCUCGUCACUCUCGCCGGAAAAGAAGGCUUUAUUACCAAUCAUCAUGCCUUAGUGUCCAUCAUUGAUGAAAUAAAUAACUUUCGCCAGGGUCUGUUGGAUAUGUUUAUGAUUGAUUUUGUUUGCAUCCCAUUGGUUUACACACAGGUUGUCACAUUGGCAGUGUAUAUUUAUUUCAUAGCCUCACUUGUUGGUCGUCAGUUUAUAAUCGAUAGUUCGCGAACAAAUUCACAAGAUCUCUAUUUUCCUUUCUUCAUGUUCCUAGAGUUCAUAGUGUAUAUGGGAUUGUUAAAGGUUGCCGAAACACUGGUUAAUCCUAUGGGGGAAAAUGACGAGGAUAUUGAUAUUAAUGAGGUGAUAGACUUUAACUGGAAAACUGGAUGGUGUAUUGUUGAUGGAAUGAAAACAAGUGCUCCAGCUAUUGUACGAGAUUUCCACUGGCAACAAUCCGUCAUCGAAUUACCCCACACACAGGAAUCCAAACGACUAGCUUCUCGCCCAUUUAGAGGAUCGACAUAUAACAUAAACUUUCCUUUCACUUCUGAUAUGAUCGGGUCUGCGUUAUCUUUGUCACUAAUUGGUCAUUCACAAGAUUUAACGACUGCGCGUCAUUUAAAUCGAAAUAGUACCAUAAAUAUUCCCACUAGGUUGAUCCCAUCUGAGAGCGUUGCUCCCAGCGAAACUGAUAAUACGUCGAGAUUGAAUGUUUUGGAUGAUCAUACGGCUAUGGAUACUGGGUUUUUAAGUGUUACUCCUAAUACUCCCGCAGUAAACCGUCUUCUUCAUGAACCAAUAGAGGAGGAAGAUGAAGAACGUGAAGAUGACGAUCAGUCUUAUAGCAGGUCAAAAACAACGAUGAUAAUAUAAAUCUUUGAAGCUUAUAUUAAUAAGUAACAUCUGAUAUUUGUGUCAUCUUAUUAAUAAGUCUCAUGAAGUAAUUUUUAUCGUAUUGUACUUAAUUGAUCGAAUAUUUACGCAAUGUGAACGUUUACGCUAUUCACUAUUUGGGUUAUCAUUACAGAAAAACAUACACAGCUUAUAUCUAUGGGCUUUCAGCUGUCUAUAUAUUGUAACAAUUAUAUUUAUUACAACCAAUGGGUAUUUUUACCGACCUCAUGAAUUACGUUCACAUCUAAUUCAAAUAAAAAUAAUUUACUGACUAACUGUACUCAUUAAAUGAAUGACAGUACGUCAGUUGUUUAUUCCUGAAAUACUUAGUUUAAACGCCAGAUCGCUCAUGGAAAGAGGAUUACUUUCAGUCUCUUCUGUUUCUAAAUACAUGUCACACUUCUGGCAUAAUUAAUCGUCUGUCAACUAAAGUACGAGUUUACUGUGCAGUAAUUUGCUCUGCCCUACUUUAUGGGUGUGGAAUAUGGCCAUUAAGAAUAUACUUCAGUGGGUCACUAGUACGCGAUCAUGUAUGUCUCAAAGAUUUCUCUUGUGUUUUGGGAUCACCGAGUGAGCGGUUCAAAGGUUAAGUACAGAGUAUUAUGUAAAGGUGAUAAAUCUGUUGAUGAGGUAGUGAAUCUUCAUUCACUGAUGUAGUUGGGACAUGUGUUACAUAUGCAUAUCCCUCCUCCUCUAUGCGCGACAUUGUCUGGUGUCAGUUCUUGCUAUUCACCUUAUUAUUCCUAAAAAACGACUUGGAUUGAAUGCAGAUAUAUUCCAAAAUAAAAUAGCAAGUCAAUUAAGUUAUAAUCCAGAGUUCUCUCAGCUCAUUCGCUAGCGCUGAUUAAUU
Schistosoma spindalis is the source of this 2291-nucleotide messenger RNA. The record is from the annotation of a GenBank genome assembly. NCBI's taxonomy places the organism in Eukaryota, Metazoa, Platyhelminthes, Trematoda, Strigeidida, Schistosomatidae.